Paramacrobiotus metropolitanus is the source of this 1303-nucleotide messenger RNA. RefSeq lists its product as uncharacterized. Bases 132 to 878 code for a protein of 248 amino acids. Gene Ontology annotation, molecular function: calcium ion binding. The record is from RefSeq and is a predicted model, not a curated record. NCBI's taxonomy places the organism in Eukaryota, Metazoa, Tardigrada, Eutardigrada, Parachela, Macrobiotidae. Gene Ontology annotation, cellular component: membrane. Gene Ontology annotation, biological process: homophilic cell-cell adhesion. The transcript has 5 exons.
ACGGCAGUCGACGAUUUCAGUGAAAUACCAGUACGUAAAAUCUGGCCCGACCACAAAGAAUAGCAACACCACCGCACGCCGCAUUGUUCACCUACCUGUAUGUUGUGAUUGCGAAUUACUUGGCCACCGGUAUGCUUACCGUAACGUUGCUGCAUCAGCCAUCCUCGGCAUCGUCUCUAGUUUAUUUCUGCGCUGUAAUACUCCAUGCUGGCGCCUUUCAUACCCCGCCCAUGGUUUAUUUACUGGAUAAUGUGUAUAAGUGGGAUCUUCCGGUGACGACGCCUGUCGGUACAACGAUUUCACAGCUACGAGUGAAUCGAGAUUAUUACCAAUCCAAUCCCGGAAGUGUUGUGGUGUACAGCAUCAGCGCCGACAAACCGGAAUACAGCGAUCUGUUUUUUGUGGAUCCACAGAAGGGAACUGUUAUGCUGAAGAAACCGUUGGAUUCGCAGAACAGCACAGAAUUCGUGGUUUCUGCAGAGGCGUCCGAUGAACGACUGAAGGUCCGAAUACAAGUGCCGGUGCACAUCGUACCAAAUGAUAAUUCGACAGCUAGGCUGUCGACCGUAGACGAUCCGUCUAUCGGGUUAUCGCCAUUCUCUCUGUCCCAGCUCCGUCCGUGCCACGUCAGGCGUGCGAAAACGGGUGAAACGGUUGUGUGGGCAUUCGGAGCUUGUCUCUGGCCGACGGACAGGACGCCCGACCGCGACACUUUCCAUACGAAUUCCAGUGGAACAUCCACCGCGCCGACUUCAUCAACCGCUUCAACCAGCACAACGAUUGGGACGGUCGCAGCCGGCGGGGAUGAGGGAGAAAGAGCGGACGCUCGCCGUCGCUUUUCACGCCGAUUAUUCAAAGCAGUGCAGUUGUAUUUAUAAAACCGUUUGUUUGCAGCAAUUAUGUAGAACCACUAUUAUCCACUUUUUUUACAUACGUUUUUGACCCGCGGACUGUGUCACGGACGGCUUAGUCAUCAGCAUCAUCGAGGUCAGCGACGAUUACAUCAUAUGACAUCAGCCUUGCAUCAGACUCGCUCAGCCUUGCAUCAUGCGGCCUCAUUCCCACGCGAUAACGCCAGUGACCACACCCUCCGGCUGGCGGCACCACUCCGCCGCGCGGGUAUAUAAAACCACAGCUGCAACCACCGGAAGCCAGUGUGCUUUCCCCUGCGAAGUCAACCGACCAGCAGUCUACAGCCAGCCCUGCACCGGACCAUCCAGCGAUUGUACUAGCUUGACCUUUUGUUUAGCUUAUAGCUUUGUUGUAGUGGGCACAUUGAUUAUCAUUAAAGGUCAGUCAAACA